UAACUAAGCAAGAAAAAGGUCGUUUUGAAGCUAUGGCCAAAAAUGAUAAAAUCGCAUCCCAAAUAUCAGACAAAGACAAGAAAACAUCACUUGGAGAAUCACUAAUUAUGCUUCAACUAAAAGAGAAGGAAGCAAUGAUGUUUAUAAAAAAUAUGCAGGAAAACAUAAAAGUAAUAAUUGACACAGCUGUAAAUCUUAAUUUUUUGGCAGAACUGAAAUUUUGUUUUGUACAUGUUAACUGGUUUUUCUGUAUGAUUGUUAACAACACUCCUCAAUAUUUUCCUGCUGAAUAUACAUUUGGAGUUUUCUCAUUGAAAAACGGUAUAGAAGAUGUGCAUCAUACUAUUGUCAGUGCUAAGAUUCCAUUAGGAUAUAGACGGGAAGCGUUGGAGAUAAGUCAGAACAGUCAUAAAAUACCUGUAGAAUAUGAAGGCGGAGAGACUGACUUUGCUGUUAUGUAUGACAAACUAGCAAACUUCCUAGAAUCUAGGAAAAUUGUGGAUCAGUAUCCUUAUCUUUUUACAAGGAAGGCUUUCACACGAGAAGCACAAUCCUUGAUAGCAAGACUGUGUGAUGCAGCACAGCAAGAUAAAGAGCAAUUUAAAAUUUAUGAAUUGGAGUCAUUGUUCGUACAUUUGGCAAAUGAAUUAUUCAAGAAAAGAAAAGAUCGAGAUAUGGAUUUAAUUCCUGUUUAUGCUCAUAAAAUAUUUGAAAAUUAUACGUAUCGAUUUGAUAAAGGAUUUGAAUGUCAUUUUCAUAAAUACGUUGAUGGAGGACCUGAGUACUGUAGUACAUCUGUGCUGCAACAAUGGGCAUGGACAUUAUGCGAUGAGUUUUGUGCACCACUUAAUAUCGAGAUGCAACCUGGAAUACACCAGCCUGAUAGAUUUGAUAGAAAUCCUAAUCAUUUCGACAAGCGAAGCUUGGUGUCGAUGAUGAACAACUUGCGCGUCAGAGAUGUUCCUCAAGCUACAGCUGGGACCGAUGGAGUUUUAUCUAUGACAGGCGUAAGUGAGCAACAUAGAUGGAACCGUUCUAGUAGAACAUAUCAAGAAGAAAUGCGUCGUCGAAAUGAAUCAAAACCAGUACAAGUUAUUGAUUGUAGCAAAUUUCAAGACGGUACUAGUACAUCUAAUGAUAAAUCUUCUAUUACCGAGUUUGCUAGCAAACCUGCUAAGAUAUCUAAUGUAGAAAGGGCUGAAUACUUAAAUGAAAGACCAUUACGACCUCCAAAUAUUGAUCCACGUAUGUAUAUUACUUCCGUCGAUGAUUUACUUCCAACGGAUGAUGAGAACUUUCCUCCUAUUGGAGGAAGAGGCGUGUCUAACAGAUCUCGUACUUUCCAAUCAAGAAAGGCGCCUCUAGGCAAAGGACAAGGACACACAUAAGCAUAUUUUUGGAUGAUUAAAGAAAGCAUACUGCGGCAUCUACAAUAUAAGGAAUAAGUCAUAAACCGUAAGAAAUUGACCAACCGUAAUCGAUCAUUUUCCUUGCGUUUGACUAUGAUUGAUCAAUUUUUUACGGCUUGCAGCUUACUCCGCAUAUUGUAGGCGACAUAACAGAUCUGACUGGAUCUGACACGUCAUUUGACGAGUUUCAACAACGAUAU
Molecule: messenger RNA, 1609 nt
Organism: Trachymyrmex cornetzi
Lineage: Eukaryota; Metazoa; Arthropoda; Insecta; Hymenoptera; Formicidae
Product: protein maelstrom 2
Exons: 9
Coding region: 33-1388 (451 amino acids)
Biological process (GO): piRNA processing; negative regulation of DNA-templated transcription; male meiotic nuclear division
Cellular component (GO): nucleus; P granule
Molecular function (GO): sequence-specific DNA binding
Source: RefSeq, a predicted model, not a curated record